Messenger RNA from Symbiodinium sp. CCMP2456, 1098 nucleotides. NCBI's taxonomy places the organism in Eukaryota, Dinophyceae, Suessiales, Symbiodiniaceae. The record is from the annotation of a GenBank genome assembly.
AUGACUGGCACCCCGUCCCUGCCGCCGCUCGGUGAGAAGUCUAAGUUUCCAAAAGCUUUCAGCGCCACUGUCACACUCCCCCCGCAGCAAAGGGCGUGUCGUAACCUAGACAUCGUCUUCAACACGAGGCUCGUGGCAAGCACGCCCCCUUCGAAGGAGGCGAGCGGUGCCCAUGCUUUGGCUUUGGACAACGACGGCGAGAGCUUGUCCCAGACAGCGCCUUUGCCCUCCGAGGAGCCUUGCGGUCUCACGCCCGCGAGCUUGAAGCACCUCAGGAGGCAGCGUGAUGCUCUGAACGAGGAGAAGAAUCGACUUCAGGCUGAGCUCCAGGAGUCCACGAAGCAGCUCAAGGAGUUGAAGCCGCAGGUGGCCUCGCUUUCAACACAGCUUGAAGAGGCCAUCGCGUCUCGUGCCGAGCUCGAGACGCAGGUCGAAAGCAACCGACAGCGCGCCGAACGCUCUGAGGAGCUUUCUGCGAAGCUUGAGGCCGUGGUCGCCGAGAAGGAGGCGGAGAUCGAGCGCCUCCGGAAGGGUCUCGCAGACCAGCAGAAGCUGACGCAAGAAGUGUGCGAGGCUGCUGACAGAAGAGACCAGCAGGCAAACGAGCAGAAUGCGGCACAGGUCCGGGAUCUGCAAGAAACGAUCCGGAAGCUGAAGAUGGAGAAUCAGCAGCUGCUGCAGGAGCAGCAGCUUCAGGCCAAGCGCCAGGAGGAAAUGGCGCACAGUGUCGCCGUGGCGAUGGCAGCAGCAGAGAAGGCCAUGGCCAUGCACGCCCAGCACACCUCACAGCUGGAGACGCUGCGAACCGCCAAGCUAGCUGAGGCCAUCAACUCCAAGGUGGAGUUGCACAUAGCCGUUCCCAAAGUCACGCUGAGCCAGCCUGGCAUGGCUUUGCAGUGGGAUCUCGCUUUCGGUUUGCAGUUUACCAGCUUGCGGUGCGUAGAAUGCCGCACGCACAUCGUCUACUGGCCUGUUGGCAAACCGACGGUAGGUUGGAGUAGCAGUGAAAGAUGCUCUCAAGAUCAGGGCAUUCACUUUGCCUGCAGCCCCAGCCUGCAUCAGUCAGCAGACAGUGGUCCAUGUGAUGGUCCAGAUUGA